AUGUCUUUGAGCACGAUAUCACACACUCAUUUGAACCAUGACGAUACUAAAUCGCUGUCGUUGUCAAGCCGAGAUGGCCAUGCCCAAGGUCGUAGCAUGGAUGUGACGGCGUCGACUCUGCACAGAGCCAGUCCUCUCGAUCUAGAUUUCGCUAAGAUUCGACCGCUCAUUAAAUCGGGAAUAUACCUUGAACCGAUUGACACAAAUGUUCGCACCUCGAGUGACAUUCAGGCCGUCUCUCCGACUUCACCGAAUGGUCCUUCAACGCUGAGAUUCUCGUCCAACGCUGGCAUCAUCGAGCACUACUCGCGGUCAUGGAAUACUCAAGAUAACCAAAACGAUCGAACAGAGCACGACUUCUCCGAGUUUGAGCAACUCAUCGGCCCAACAGCCGGCCAUGCUCCGCGGUGGCCAUUCAUCAAUGAUGAUAGCCUAAAUACACCAAUUUCUCCAGAUACAGAGCCUGUAUUCCUAGCCUCCCGUACUCAAACGACAAGGCCAAGGCCAAUAUACCAGAUCCACGAAGGUCUAGAAGAUCUCGCCAAUCUAUAUGUUCCGCCACUAGAUUCAGUACCCGAAACUGGGGAGGUAAAAACACAGCCUCCGCGAUCUCCUCCUACAUCCCGAAUCGGCCAUGGCAAGGUCAUGACAGCGGCCGAGUUCGAAGCUCUACAAAGGCGCAAGGUCCGAGAAGAAGCUGAAAGGCGCUUCUACGGCGGCGAAGAAGAGGACGACGAUAAAGUAGACUACGAUUGUAUUGACGAUACCGAGGCUGUGAACAGACAGAAAGCGCAGCGCAGGAAGCAGCAGGCGUAUCUCGAUGGUGGCUAUCGACAACAGAUGAUGAAGAGCACAAAUGGGCCUGAUCUCCCACCAUUGCGUGGUCACUCGCGCAUCUCUUCGUCGUGGUCCAUGAAGUCUUUCAAGACGUUUCAAGGAUUGCGAGAAGACAACACCCCAAAGCACGGCAAAGAAGAUGAAGAUGAGGAUGUACCUUUAGCCCUACUGCAGAUCCAGCGACGAUCAGGCAGUAAAGCUCCAUCCAUCAUCAACUUCGGUCAGACGAGGGGAGAAUCCAUCUCGCAGCUCCUACCUCUUGACAACAUGAGACAAAACUCACGAACACCAAUGCCCGCAUUUGCAAGGGGCCUUCCGCAAGAUAUAUUCGCAGCGGCACCCCAAACUGCCUGGCCCAUGAACAACCAGCAACUCAUCCCAGGUGGUUUGGUUGGCGUGAUAGCGAGCGAGGAGCGUGCCAAGAAGGCGCGCCGUGUGCCCCCAAGUACCGGCUUCCAGCCUCUACCCGACACCAACGAGGCUUUCAACUGGGGCCAGGCAACGACUCGGCCGGUCGGAAUAGCGCAUUCCUUUGGUCUGCCAGGGACGCAGACCCCAAUGGCCUUCUCCAGGCCUCAAACCCCAGUUGCCGUCCCUCAGCCGCCCCCACUUACUUCCAACCAAGAGAUGUUCAACUUCUUGCAGGCUCAGACUGAGGUUCUGAGAUCCAUGGCGACCAUGAACCAGAGAAGCAGUCAGCCUUGGAAUGCUUUCUCAUCUCAACAGUCAGUCAUGAACGUGGGGCCACCCGCUGCCGGGUCGGCGUAUGCGCCGUCCCUUUAUGCCCCUUCGAACUAUGCAAAGUCGAAUUACGCACCGUCAACUUACGCAAGAUCUGUUUAUCAACAGCCCGGGGAAUAUGCAGCCUCAGUGGCCCCAUCAGAACGCAACACGGCCAGUGUCCAAAGCUGUGAACCAAACACUUUCGAUAAAAGCGAGCAAGAACGACGAGACGAUCUCUCUCAGUAG
Messenger RNA from Fusarium musae, 1806 nucleotides. RefSeq lists its product as uncharacterized. The transcript has 2 exons. The record is from RefSeq and is a predicted model, not a curated record. Bases 1 to 1806 code for a protein of 601 amino acids. NCBI's taxonomy places the organism in Eukaryota, Fungi, Ascomycota, Sordariomycetes, Hypocreales, Nectriaceae.